AUGGCAUGGAAUGUCCGAGGCCUCAACAAUCCACACAAGCAACAUGAGAUUAAACAUCUAAUCUCAAACAAGAAGAUUGGAUUGGUUGGGCUCUUGGAAACAAGGGUGAAAACCCAGAAACUUGGUGAUGUAUACUUAAGAAUGUUUGCAGGGUGGUGUUUUUCUUCCAAUAAUGCUUGGCACAAGGGAGGCCGAAUAGUAAUAAGCUGGAAUCCAGCUUUGUUUCAGGUGGAUAUUAGGAAGUGUACAAGUCAAAUGAUACAUUUAGAGGUCAAGGCGGGUGGAAGACAGGAAGGAUUUUCUCUUACGUUUGUUUAUGCCUUUAAUGAUGCAAAUGGAAGGAAUUUUCUUUGGAGUGAUCUCAAAGACUUAGCAAGUAGAAUUAGACAACCAUGGGUGGUUCUAGGAGAUUUUAAUGAUAUCCUAGCUACAAAAGAACGAGUGGGGAACAGAACACAGGGAGCUGGGACUUUGGCCUUUAAAGAGUGCAUAGCUGAAUGCAAACUUGCAGAUGUGAAAUAUUUGGGAUGUUUUUUCACUUGGAAUAACAAGCAAGACAAAGAUAGCAGAAUAUACUCCAAGCUGGAUCGAGUAAUGGCCAAUCAAGAAUGGUUCAUCAAGUAUGAAUUGGCGGAGGUACAUUUCUUACCUGAAGGGAAUUUAGAUCAUUCUUCUGCUGUACUAACAGUCUAUCCAGAAGUUCGAGGGGGUGUAAGGCCUUUCAAAUUUUUUCGCAUGUGGCAAUUUGCAUCAGACUAUAAACAAAAGGUACAAGCUAGUUGGGAUCAGCCGUGUACUGGAUUUGCUAUGUUUAAACUGGUUCAGAAAUUGAAAAGGCUCAAAAGUGUACUCAGGGACAUAAACAAGGAGGAGUUUGGUAAUAUUUCAGUUCCUGAUACCUUAGCUUUUCAAAAGUUACUGAGGCAGCAACAAAAUCUACAAGAUGACCCUUUGAAUGCACAGUUGAUAAAACAAGAGGAAUUGGCCAGGCAGGAAUACUCGCACAAUCAUAAAAGCUACAUAUCCUUUCUCCAUCAGAAAUCAAAGUUGGACUGGUUACAAAAAGGAGAUGACAAUACCCAGCUUUUUCAUUCCAGCAUUCGAGCAAGGAGGAUAAGGAAUAGGGUCUAUACAAUUCAAGAUAUGAAUGGCAUUUGGGUGGAAACUCCUGGAGAGGUAGCUAAAGCCUUCCUCAUCUACUAUUAG
Humulus lupulus (European hop) is the source of this 1206-nucleotide messenger RNA. RefSeq lists its product as uncharacterized. The transcript has a single exon. Lineage: Eukaryota; Viridiplantae; Streptophyta; Magnoliopsida; Rosales; Cannabaceae. The record is from RefSeq and is a predicted model, not a curated record. Gene Ontology annotation, molecular function: catalytic activity. The coding region runs from base 1 to 1206 and encodes 401 amino acids.